Messenger RNA from Zingiber officinale, 3165 nucleotides. RefSeq names its product auxin response factor 12-like. Bases 483 to 2876 code for a protein of 797 amino acids. The record is from RefSeq and is a predicted model, not a curated record. The transcript has 15 exons. Gene Ontology annotation, molecular function: DNA binding; protein binding. Gene Ontology annotation, cellular component: nucleus. Lineage: Eukaryota; Viridiplantae; Streptophyta; Magnoliopsida; Zingiberales; Zingiberaceae. Gene Ontology annotation, biological process: response to hormone; regulation of DNA-templated transcription.
UCAUGCCCACUCUACUCUCCACUGCACUGGGUUCAGAGGUUCUGUGACUGUGAGGGCUCAGGGCGAGGUGGACUCACACGGCGACCUCGACGAACGAGAGCUUCUCUGAGCUCGGAUGAGUCCUCCUCCCGAUCCGUCAAGGAAUGUGUGUGCUCGACGUCCCCUUCUCCGGCGCCUGUUGAAGGUCCUUGAUUUCUCCGAUCACUGGUUUUAUCCCGUGACGACGUUGCUUUAAGUCUCGUUAAGAGUUUGGACUAAGUCGUCGCCUUGCCGUCGUAAUGCUUCCCUUGCCUAGUAGUUACUGUUAGGCGUCGGGGCUGCGAUCUCGUUGUUUCGGCAGUUUGAGGAACUUUGAAACCCUAGUUUGCUUCGUGAUUGUUGUGCUUGGAGCCCCAAAUCGUGGCAUUCUUCUGCGGUCCAUGAAAUCGCAGUUGAGUUAUUGAUUUAAGGCAGUAAGUAAAAACUGAAACUUAAUUUCGACCAUGAGUACUUGCGAACAAGAACCGGAAGGGGUAGAGAAGAGAUGCUUGAAUUCAGAACUCUGGCAUGCCUGCGCCGGACCACUUGUGUGUUUGCCGACAGCCGGUACUAGGGUUGUCUACUUUCCUCAGGGCCAUAGCGAGCAGGUUGUUGCUUCUACAAACAAGGAAGUGGAGGGACAUAUUCCUAACUAUCCGAGCUUACCUCCUCAGUUGUUUUGCCAACUUCACAAAGUAACAAUGCAUGCAGAUGCUGAAACCGAUGAAGUUUAUGCACAGAUGACUUUGCAACCUUUAAACCUGCAAGAACAGAAAGAUGCCUAUUUUCCAAUCGAAAUGGAUGUACUGAGUAAGCAGCCAACAAAUUAUUUCUGCAAGACUUUAACUGCAAGUGAUACUAGCACUCAUGGAGGAUUUUCUGUGCCUCGUCGAGCAGCUGAGAAAGUAUUUCCUCCACUGGAUUUCUCGCAGCAGCCACCAGCUCAGGAACUUGUUGCUUGUGACCUUCAUGAUGUUGAGUGGAAGUUCAGGCAUAUCUAUCGUGGUCAGCCAAAAAGACAUUUGCUUACCACGGGUUGGAGUAUAUUUGUUAGUGCUAAGAGACUAGUUGCUGGCGAUUCUGUUCUUUUUAUCUGGAAUGAGAAGAAUCAGCUAUUGUUGGGAAUCAGGCGCUUAAAUCGACCACAAACUGUGAUGCCUUCAUCAUUCUUAUCAAGUGACAGCAUGCACAUAGGGCUUCUCGCUGCUGCAGCUCACGCUGCAGCGACGAACAGUCGCUUUACUGUAUUUUAUAAUCCAAGGGCUAGUCCAUCUGAGUUUGUGAUACCGCUUUCGAAGUAUGUCAAGGCUGUUUACCACACUCGUGUUUCUGUUGGUAUGCGAUUCCGUAUGCUUUUUGAGACUGAAGAAUGUAGUGUUCGCAGGUACAUGGGAACAAUUACUGGCAUAAGCGAUUUGGAUCCCGUGCGGUGGCCAAAUUCUCAUUGGAGGUCAGUGAAGGUUGGAUGGGAUGAAUCUACAGCCGGUGAGAGGCACCCAAGGGUAUCGUUGUGGGAAAUUGAACCUUUGACAACCUUCCCCAUGUAUCCAUCUCUGUUUCCUCUCAGGUUUAAGCGUCCCUUGAAUCAUGGAGUUCCCUUUCUUAACGAUACCAAAGAGGAUGAGCUAAAUGCUCUUAGGUGGGCACUGAUUGGAGCUGGCAAUCAAGGCUUUCCGUCCUCCAGCCCCCAAUCACUUGGUGUGGGCCCAUGGAUGCAACAAAGGAAUGACUCUUUGUUACUAGGGAGCGACAUCAAUCAGUACCAAGCUAUGACUGCUACUGCUUUGGAGAGCAUACAAGGGGCUGAUGUUCUGAAGCAACAAUUGAUAGAAAAUCAACAACCAUUUCAGUUUAUUCAACAACCCUCAUCUAGCCAUUUGCUACCAAUUCAAGAUUUUCAGCUGGCUCUGCAACAGCAUAUCUUCAGCUCACACACACAACGCUUAUUGGAGAACCAACCAAAUUCUGCUCCAUGCCAGCAUGCCCAGAGAUUACCUAAUGAACAGCCAAAACCUCAGGCUCAACAAGCACAUGCCUGUGCAGAAACAUUUCAAAUGUCUACGAAUCCUGUGCAGCAACAGUCAAGUUUACCAUCUCAAAUUUAUGAAAGAUCAGCAUUUCCUGAUUCAAACUUAGUUUUAUCAUCCAAUUCUCCAUCAAGUUCAGUCCAUGGUAUCCUAGGAUCUUACCCUGAAGCAAAAUCCAAUAUGUGGAACUCUUCCCAACUUGGUCAUUCCAUUAGUCAGCAGCCAUUGGGAUCAAAAGGAACUAUGCCUGGGGUGACUCCUUUUGAUACUGGAUUCCUGCUUCCUUCAUUUGUAGAAAAAGGUGAUCCCAAUUGUAUUCAGGGUUCCCCUACUCCCCAGAUCCAUCCCCUGUUUGGGGUUAGCAAGGAUCCUUCCUCUCUUCUCUCCAUUGCAGCUCCUAACUUAACUAUGAAUGCAACUGUUAGUGAUUCAUCUAACACUGCAUACGUUGCUUCAAGUGUUCAAAACUCUCUUUAUGGGUAUUUGGAUAAAUCUUCCAAAUUACAUCAAAAUUCAGGAGAGAUUGGUCCACAGUCCCAAACAUUUGUUAAGGUCUGCAAGUCAGGCUCAGUUGGGAGAUCAUUGGACAUCUCCCGGUUCAGUAACUAUGAUGAACUGCGUAUGGAACUCGGUCAUAUGUUUGGUAUUGAGGGUUUAUUUGAAAAUCCUCAUAGAUCAGGCUGGCAGCUUGUAUUUGUUGACAGGGAGAAUGAUGUGCUUCUCCUUGGAGACGACCCCUGGGAAUCAUUUGUGAAUAAUGUCUGGUGUAUCAAAAUACUUUCUCCAGACGAUGUGCAACAGAUGGGAAAACAAGAGUCUGAGUCCACAUGAUAUUCCUCUUGAAGUACUAGGUUUUUGGUAUGCGCAUUCCAAGGGGCACACGAGCAGAUUAGAACGUCACAAAAUAUUCCCAGGAAAAUUCUCUCCCUCUUACGGAGUUGUAGUUUCCUAAUUGUAAUCUUCUCAUAAUUUAGAUAAUAUAAUUAUGAUCUGAAGUUUGAGGUUUGCACUCAGUAGUGUUGCCGCUAGCAUGCAACACCUUGAACAAUGGAUAAAAUUGUGGGACGAGUUGUAAUAUUCUACUGCUUGCAGACUAAGAUGCUAUUAGUAAUUUAUCGUA